AUAUUUACAUGUAAAUUAAUAAUAAUAUUGUCAUCAUAUUUGGCAAAAACACGUCGAUUACAAUCUAUUACAUCCUGAAACUACAACGUUCGGAAACAUAUCGGAAGUCAGAUUGGAUUGCUCUAAGAUUAUAGGACUAUAGUAACGAAAAUAGAUCUGGAAUGACAAUUUCGAAAAACUUUAGAAGCAAGAGAUUCAAGAUUUUGGAGUUUUAAAACAUCACAAGAACUUGAAAAUAUUGCCGACUAUUAUUAACGAAAAGGCGAUAAUAUUCUUGGGAUUUAUUAUUUCCACUACAGAGAGGCUAAAGAACUGAAAAUCUCUUUUUGGGAGGUAAAACUUGGAAAUUCUGGCAACCCUGGUUUCAUUUUUAAUAAAGGAUGGGUUGCUCGCACAGCAUACCUGACAAUCACCCUUCAAUGUUCUCGGCGAAAAAUGUGGAUGAACAUGAAAAAUCGAAGAACUCUGUUUUUUUGGAAGUCAAAAGUCAGAAAUUAUUCGUUCACAGCAAGCGUAAAAAAAUGAUGGCGUCGUGGCCGAUAACCUGUCUUCAACGAUACGGCUUCAAUGAUGAGUUACUGCUGAUUGAGACUGGUCAUGGUUGUGAUACUGGGCAAGGAAUAUUUUUAUUCAAAUGCCACCGAGCGACUCAACUAUUUGACAAACUCAAGGACGCUUGGAAUGACAUUCAGGACCAGAACAUGCGAGCGAUGAGUAUUGCUUACCCGCACCAAAUGUCGAUGAUGACUGGAACAACAGCUCUUCCCAGUACAUCAUACUACAAUACAAAUGGCAGCGGAAGCAAUGGAGUUCCUCUAACAGCCGGUCUCUCAUCAGUGUCAGGUCAUCCUUCAACCUCUAAUUCGAGAUAUACUCCCCCGACCCCUGGAACGAGGGGUAGUGCGUCAUCUAGGAACACAGGGGUGUCAGGAAGCAGAGGGUCAUUGCCAAGGACAUUCGAAUUACAGCCAGCCCCAGCAGGAAGACAGGAAAUGCUCGACCGGCGACGUAUCAACAGCAACAUGGUUUCAUACAAUCGCCAGAACGAAUCAGUCAGGAUUAAUCAUACCAGACACCACACGGUGGCAGCAGACUGCGAGUACGAAAACAGCGACGUUAUUCAACAACACAAAAAUGAACGCUUGAAGGCGCCAGAGGGUGUCGUAGCCUUCAAUACAAACUCAGAACACAUUACGUUUCCACGGCCACGGGGAUCCCCUGAAAUGCCACCGAGGGGGAUAAGCGCAAAUUCAUUGCGGUCAGAUGGUGACCAUCCUUUAACACCCAUAAGUAAUAGCACUUCAGGGAUUGGGAGUCUUAACGGCAACAGUACGACCAGUGAAGGAAAAUGCAAUGGUGGGGCAGCAAUUUCUACAGCUUUAGCGACGAAUAACCCCAUUCCCCCGCCCUUACCCCCUAUUGACCCAUGGAGAAAGCAAAACGGUUGGGCUAAGCAACGUAAAUCACAUGCGAGGAGAUUACGACAUAUAAACGAUUUUACGUCGAGACUAUCUCCAGGAAUGCCGAUGUCCGCGCGAGACUAUGUUAAUACCGUAAACGCGAGUUUAGACGUUAGCGGCACGCCCCUCCCCGCUACGGCGGCUCCUAUUGGUGGAAACCAUUUUUCUUUUGACUUUGAUCCUCGAAUGUUAACUGGAAAUAACGCGAACCCUUUUCAACAUCGUCAUAACAUUGACUAUGUACCUAUUGAGGUAUCCACAAAAAAUGGUGACUUUUAUAGCUGUGGUUCGGCAUCUUCUGGUCUGCCUGGCACGCCUUUGACGCCACGAACUCCAGGAGGACACCUUUUAAGUUGUGAUUACGCGGAAAUUGAUCACAACAAAACGAGAGCGUUGUCUAAUGCCUUUCGAUCAAGGCAGCGUGAAAUGAAGUCACGCCACACAAGCUCAGAAACCACUGGUCUUAUGAAUGGUAAUUUGUGAUGCCAUGGUUUACCAUUCAGGGUGCCAUGAAAUGUUGGCCCAUGCCGCAAAACAUGGUGCCAAAAGUGCAAUCACAGUGCCACGUCACGAAAUACUGACCAGCUGCCAUGAUAUGUGGUAUUUGUGAUACAGAGCUAGGUUGUGGCAUAUACCACAAAGUAAUCAUGGUGCCACAAGUGCAAUUACAGUGCCAUACCACAAAACAAUCUGUACUGCCACUUAUGCAAUGAUUUAUGGAGGGCAGUGGCUGCACAUCAGGAUAAAAAAAUAUAAACAGCAUUGCAAGGUUUCUCAAGGUAUGAUGUGGAAGUCCAAGAUGGGGGUCACGAAAGGGGGAAGUCCCGGAGGGGGGCAUGGGCCAGUGACGCCAAAACUCAACACAUCCUAUCGUAAAGGUUAGGAUUUUAGGUCUUACCAUUUUACCUAUGAAUUUCCGAGAAGCCCUCACCUGGCCUUUAAGGUGCGAGUUUGCUACCACGCCUAACCAAUAUUGGUGCCACCCGCAACCAACGCCCGCAAGGUUCAAUUUUGGUGCCAUGCCCAACCACACCCCUUUAUUCUUUUGCAAACCUUCGCCAGUGCGAUUGAAUUACUGCGUUUGUAUUUAAAGUAUCAAUUUCUAUGUUCCCUUUUUUAUUGAAGUUCUAGAUAUUUGAAACAUUUCUGGUGUUAUAUUUCUUGUUUUUAAUUUAUCCUGACCUUUAACCUUUAUUUCCUGGUUUAUUUGACAUUUAUUUCCUGGUUUCAAAAUCAUGUUUUCUUUUAUG
Styela clava is the source of this 2710-nucleotide messenger RNA. RefSeq lists its product as uncharacterized. The record is from RefSeq and is a predicted model, not a curated record. Gene Ontology annotation, cellular component: cytoplasm. Gene Ontology annotation, molecular function: transmembrane receptor protein tyrosine kinase adaptor activity; fibroblast growth factor receptor binding. NCBI's taxonomy places the organism in Eukaryota, Metazoa, Chordata, Ascidiacea, Stolidobranchia, Styelidae. Gene Ontology annotation, biological process: fibroblast growth factor receptor signaling pathway.